Molecule: messenger RNA, 3162 nt
Organism: Batrachochytrium dendrobatidis JAM81
Lineage: Eukaryota; Fungi; Chytridiomycota; Chytridiomycetes; Rhizophydiales
Exons: 2
Coding region: 1-3162 (1053 amino acids)
Source: RefSeq, a predicted model, not a curated record
AUGCAUCCAACCAUAUUCGCACUUGACCAGCUUAUUACUUCUCUUACUGACGACCUGUCUAUUGAGUAUCGACCCCAUUUGCUGUCUCGCUCUUUGGAUGAUUUGGCUGGAAGACCUAUUAUGAAAAUUGAACCACAACUUAUGAAACUUCUUUCAGAGUGCCUCGAAAAGGCAUCGAAAAUGAUGGCUAUAUCUGCACAAAGUCAUAGGUAUUUAUCAAGUGAAAGCUAUAUCUCUUCAAACUCUUUGCUAUCAGAUGCCGGUCUGACCUCGAUGGAAGACAGCAUAAUACGUCAGACCAAGCGUGUUCAAGACGCGACGAGAUCAGAAGACUGCGAUGAGGUGAUUUCUACUCAACAGAUUACCAAUGGUUCUCAACAACACGAAGAAAUUCAAGAAAUCGGCAUAAAAGCUAAAGGGGAUGACAACACAAGUACUAUUUUUCAUCAAGAGGUGCCUACCCUUGUGUUGGAAAAUAUCUCGACUGUGCCCAAAUUACCACAGGAGAUCUUGAACAAUACCAACCCGACUAAAUCUGCUGAUGUCGUAGAUGUAGACCAAGGGGUUGUAUCUGCUACUUUAGACAAUACAGAUUGUAAAAAAGAAGUUGAACGAUUACUGCAUGUAAUUUGUGAACAUACUGCGGGAAUUACUGCUCAUUUGGAAAACAUGGGAGUGGCUCCGAUUGCUGAAUUGGGAGAUUCAAAUACAAAUAUCAAUUACAAGAAUUUUCAAGCUACUUUAGACAAAGAUAUAUCAUACAUUUUUACAGAAAAGCUGCAACAUUCAAAUAACAGUAUCAAAAAUAAGUUCAUCUUAAAUAAUCCAACCAAAAGCUUAAAUAAGAUCAAGUCAUCUGCCGAUAUAGAAAAUAAAGUCACUACUGUCAGUCCAUCUACGCGUAUGUAUACAUCAUACUUAUCCAUGGCAAGAAGAUGUAAUGAUUGUGGCAAACUGUGCCGAAAAACCCAAAAUCUCAAACAAAUCAUAAAGAAUGCCGAAAAGUCGCGAAAAAAGACACGCAAGAGAAUAGCCGAGCUUGAAGAUAGGGUCGUAGCGCUAAAGUCGUCUUUGAGUAGCACUGAGUGUAAUGUAGCUUCUAUACCUUUGACUGAAAGCUCGAUGUGUGAAACGAGUACAAAAGAUCCAUCUGUUUUAAAUUUCAAUCAGCCAUGCAAUGAUAUCUCAUUUGACAGCAACAAUACUAGCUCAGGUGAAAAUAGCAUCGAGUCUUCAAAAUGUGUAGCUCAAUCUAGUGUCAAGUCUUCAAUAGUAUCAUCUUUCUCACCACAAAACACUGAAAAUAACUCGGAUCUAAUGGCAUUAGUUUCCAGUGUUUCUGAAGACUCUGAUCCUAAAGAAUUUCAUUUAUGCAGUAUAAAUCAACUAGAAAUGCCGUCACAUUGUUUUCAAGAUGAUCAAGUCCAAUUUUCAAAUCCAUUAUCAAGCAAUGUAAAUAAUACUUUUGAGUUGACGGGUAAAGAAGGGUUUCGAGGUGACUCGAAAAUGGAAAAUACAGAGCUGGAAUCAGCAGCAGCUACAUUAGCAAAUACUCGACAGAUAAAUUCAAGUGGUUUUCAAAACACACGAUCCCAAGCAGUGCUCGACAAACUGAUCCACUCAGUCAAUCAUAAGAUUGAUACCACUAAUGGAACAAAUGUAAAGAUGAUGGUUUCUAAUCAAGAUAGUUUACCGAUCGUACUGUCAAAGUCUCAAGUCACUGAAAAUGACAAUCGCCUGGCUAAUCAAGGUUUCGGCAAUUCCAACACAAUUCAAAUCAGUCAAAACGACACUCCGAAUAACUUACCAAUUCACGACCAUGACUUUAUUCUUGAAUCACUUUCAGAAGAAAAUCAACUGGAACUCAGGAAUUUGGCUUCAAACGCUACCACUUUGAGUUCACUUGCCACUACAUUACAUCAACUUUUUAAAUCAUCAAUCCCAAAAGAAAAUCCAAUUAAACGCACAUUUAACAAGUUUCUACUCAGGGAUUGCACUUUAGAUAAAGCAACUGCUGCUUACUCUGAAACCUCUGGGAUCUCAGAAAGCCUUAUUAAACCCAAAUAUAUUGAAAUUCUUCAAGCCUGGAAGUCGAGGGCCAUUCAAAAGCUUAAUCCCAAUUUAAAAAAAGCUUCUAUUUUUGACUGCAAUCAGCAGAUUCAAAAAUGCAAUGCACUGGAGCAAAAAUUCAAAUAUCUUCAAACAAAAAGUGUUGUAGCAUCCAUGGAGCAAGAUAAAUGGAUUAAAGCCUGUUUUGAACUCAUUGCGGAUACACGCUCUAUAUUGCAAAAUGGACUGGUUAAUUCAAAAGACAAAGAUCCUGCUAGUCAAGAAAUGUUUAGCAUCCAGUCAAAUAAUAGAUAUUUCGGAUUAACUGCGCAGAAACUCGCUCAUAAGCAUACGAUGAUACCAAAUCGCCAUAAAAACUGUAAUAGGACGAUUGAAUAUUUAAACAACACGAUUCAGUCAUUGGAACAGCAUAUUGGUACUCUUAUGGAUAAAAUUCACAAAGAAAACCAAGGCAAAAGUUUAAUCAUGACAAGCCUAGACAAAAUGAUUGGAGCAGCAGCUGAAAUUUCCACUAUCUUGGAAACGCCCACUACAGCAAAUGUAAAUGAUACAGAAUAUCAAGUUUCUUCAACCCAUCCAAAAACUAUAUUUUAUAAAAGCACACCCACACUGCUUGACGGGAUGACACGUUUUAACGAUGCUGCAGAUUUGACUGGUUCACAGCAAUCCAUGCCAGAUGCAGCAUGUAAAAUCGAAUCAAUUUUAGAGGGUUUUAAAAUACUCAAGUUGCAGAUUAUAGAUUUGGUUUUAGGGGUUCAAGAGCGAGAUAGUUUUGUAGAGAAACAGGCUCAAGUACUUGCAGUUCUCAAAGAAAAUGGCAUUGAAAUGCACAAUGAUUUCAUCGCAGCGAUUACCAAUUGCAACAAUGAAAAUAACGCAUUGCAACAAAAUGUCGAUAGACUGGCAGAGAAUCUGCAUAAUCAAACCAGUACCAGUCGACAGAUACGCUUUGAUCAAACCAAUGGAUUCAAAAAGUUUGAAAGUGCGAUUGAAAAAAUAACUGCUUUAAAGGCCAUCAAUGGCAGUGUUUUGCAUCGCCGAUUGUCACUGCCUGUGAAUACGUCCAUCAUAUCUCGCCCAGAAAUCAAAUGA